Molecule: messenger RNA, 699 nt
Organism: Priapulus caudatus
Lineage: Eukaryota; Metazoa; Priapulida; Priapulimorpha; Priapulimorphida; Priapulidae
Product: hydroxylamine oxidoreductase-like
Exons: 2
Coding region: 1-699 (232 amino acids)
Source: RefSeq, a predicted model, not a curated record
AUGGUUGCCAAGUAUUGGCUGAGGACAGUAAUGUUUGUCUGUGGCUUGCUAUUCGUAGCGAGUGCGCAGGCUAACUUCCCGAGCGUCCCCUCGGAGACAUUUGAAGCAUUGAAGCUUGAUCGUAGCUCGACUACGCCUAAGCAACUACACGAAGCACUGGUAAAGCGUUAUAAGGAUCCUGCACACGGAGCGGGACCUGGCAGUAUGGCGGAAUACUGGGAGCCGAUUCCAUAUAGUAUCUAUCUGGAUCCAGCAACCUUCUACACCCCACCGACCUCAAUGCGCGAAGUUGCAAGUCGUGGAGAAUGUGUCGAGUGCCAUACUGAAGAGUCACCAGUUUGGGUACAAGCCUGGGAGCGUAGCACCCACGCCAACCUAGACAAAGUUCGUAAUCUCAAGCCAAGCGACCCGACUUUCUACAAGAAAGCCAAACUUGAAGACGUAGAAAGAAACCUGCGUUCAAUGGGUAAGCUCAGAGACAACGAGCCACUUAAAGAAGUUGGCUGUAUUGACUGUCACGUAGACAUCAACGCCAAGAAGAAAGCGGAUCAUGCCAAAGACCUCAUCAUGCCAACAGCAGAUGUCUGUGGCGUCUGUCACCUGCAAGAAUUUGCUGAGCGUGAAUCAGAACCCUUCGGCUACUUCACGCUGUGGCAUCGCUGCCCAGAUGGUGGUCUCUACGUUCGCUGUGUAGUCUAA